AAGUACAAAACAAACAAGUUUUAGUGAUCUCCUAUCUCCAUUGCAUGUGCCUACAAAACCUGCCACAACUACUCGACAUUAAACACUCACAACCUCGUCAGAGCUCCACAACUCAAGGCCAGCCUCAGAUCCAUUACUGCUAUUCAAUGCACAAAACAUUUACCUCCCUCUCUCAUCACAAACCUAUUGAUCUAUAUGUAACCAGCUCCUUGGCAACUGAUAACAUUGAGCUCAUUCUCCGGUUACAGCAAAAGCUCACUGACCAUGGCUGGUUCCACUGUCUCCUUUGUCCUAUCUUUCAUCCUCCUGUUCUCUGCAAUAGGGUUGAGUACCUGUGAGGACUCCUCCAUCCAGCAGAAGUGCUCACAGGAGUUCACCAAGGUGACCUCAUGUAUGGACUAUGCCACUGCCAAGGCCAGUGCACCAUCGAGCUCAUGCUGCAGUGCAGUGACGGACAUCAGAAACGCUGAUGCUGUCUGCCUCUGCUACAUCAUACAGCAGACCCAUGGUGGAUCAUCUACCAUCAAGAGUCUUGGGCUGCAGUUCGACAGGCUCCUCCAGCUCCCAGAUGCUUGCAAGCUUGCCAACACCAGCGUCAGUAACUGCCCAAAGCUUCUGAAAUUAUCUCCUAGCUCACCAGACUAUGCUAUCUUCAUGAAUGCUACAAAAGCUAACUUCUCAUCCGGUGGAUCCGCAAAUGUGACCCCCACUUCCAAUGGAUUCAUGUGCCGGGUCCGCCUUGAUGGUAGUAUUGCCAUUACCUUGGUAUCUGCUAUCUUCUUUUCUGUUUUUUCGAUAGGAGCUUGAAGACAGCCCAACAGACUGAUGGGGUUAUUCUAUGUGAAACAACAAUGCUUGUAAUAUUGCAUAGAAUGACAUGUGCAAGACCUGUUAUCAAUUUCCA
Musa acuminata AAA Group (dessert banana) is the source of this 904-nucleotide messenger RNA. Its product is annotated as non-specific lipid transfer protein GPI-anchored 1-like. NCBI's taxonomy places the organism in Eukaryota, Viridiplantae, Streptophyta, Magnoliopsida, Zingiberales, Musaceae. The coding region runs from base 265 to 807 and encodes 180 amino acids. The record is from RefSeq and is a predicted model, not a curated record. The transcript is spliced from 3 exons.